Molecule: messenger RNA, 1026 nt
Organism: Lathyrus sativus (Indian pea)
Lineage: Eukaryota; Viridiplantae; Streptophyta; Magnoliopsida; Fabales; Fabaceae
Source: the annotation of a GenBank genome assembly
AUGGCAUACAGGAGAAGGCAGGUUGUAACGAGAAGUUCGACCUUCAAGGAAGAGAUUAAUGUUAAUGGAAAUGAAUUAUUAGAUGAUCAUAAUCAAAAUGAUGGUUCUAUGAGCGCUCCUUCCUUUUUUUCCUCUAUUCACAAUUCCUUAGCUACUCCAUCCUUUAAUAAUUCCCUCGCUGCUCAAGCCAUCAAAGCUUCUGCCGCUCGUCGCGAUCCCUCUCUUUCAUUUGCUCCUCCUCUUCAUCAUGAAAAUCAUAACAGAUCCAAGAGUUGUGAUUCUGAUGGCGAUCCUUCUAAAUCUGGUUUCUGGGGCGUCCUCGCACUCAAAGCUAAAGAUAUUUUUGACGACGAUGAUCCAUCCCCUAAACUUCCUCAUCAUGACAUCCAAAAACUUAGAUCGCACUCUUUUAAUACCACAACCAUCCCUGCAACUCAGAAUAUUGCAAAAAUUGGUGAGAGUAACCUUAAACAACAGUUCAACCAAACACUUGGGACCACAAACUCUCAAUCUAUCCCGGAAACACAACUCAAGGCAUCUCGCGACGUGGCAAUGGCAACGGCUGCGAAAGCAAAGUUACUUCUGCGAGAACUUAAGACCGUGAAAGCGGACUUGGCUUUUGCCAAAGCACGAUGUUCUCAACUAGAAGAAGAAAAUAAACUACUUCGUGACAAGGAAGGUCGCGAGAAGGGACAAAAUCGUGCAGAUGAUGAUCUGAUUCGUCUUCAAUUGGAGACACUUCUUGCUGAGAAGGCUCGAUUGGCGAGUGAGAAUGAAGUGAACUCUCGUGAAAACCGUUUUCUACGAGAAAUUGUGGAAUACCAUCAAUUGACUGUGCAAGAUGUGGUGCAAUUUGACGAAGAUAUGGAACAUGACUCAGAGCUUUAUGGAUCCAUAGAUACCACUUAUGGACCUCAAAUGUUGUCUCCACGCUCUCAAGUAGCAGGUCUACCCAUGCAUUCAAAAUCAAUGUUUGAUGUAUCACCACCAUCAUCACAUGAUGAAGCAACUCCUACUUCUAAUUAA